CGCGGCGGCCAUUUUGUGCUGCGGUAAGAGGUAUUUAGAGCGUCGAGCAGCCUUCGAGCUCAUCAGUGUGAGAGCCGCAGCCGCCCAGACAGGACACACACCGGAACGACCCCUCUCCUCCACCACUACCUCCCCCGCAGCUCCGCGUACUCUGUGCCCCGCUCUCUGCCGGUGUAAAGGAGCCCCUUGUCCCGGACACGAUGACUAGCACGGCCACCGCUCCCGAGUACUCCGCCUUCUUCGCCGUCAUGGGCGCCUCGUCUGCCAUGGUCUUCAGCGCCCUGGGAGCUGCGUAUGGAACGGCGAAGAGUGGUACCGGUAUUGCAGCGAUGUCCGUCAUGAGGCCUGAGCUGAUCAUGAAAUCCAUCAUUCCAGUUGUCAUGGCUGGUAUCAUAGCUAUUUAUGGCCUUGUAGUGGCAGUACUCAUUGCAAAUUCUCUUAAUGAAAGUAUCACACUUUACAAGAGCUUUUUACAGCUGGGUGCCGGCUUGAGUGUAGGCCUGAGUGGUUUAGCUGCAGGCUUUGCCAUUGGCAUUGUUGGAGACGCGGGUGUGCGAGGGACAGCACAGCAGCCCCGACUAUUUGUGGGCAUGAUCCUCAUCCUCAUUUUUGCUGAAGUCUUGGGUCUCUACGGUCUGAUUGUGGCCCUUAUCCUCUCCACACAAUGAAGAUCUCAUCCAGAUUCCAAAUCUCUGGAAGCCUCUUACAAAAAAUGGUUUUAUCUCAUGUGUACAGUCAUUCUUCACCUUCCCCCGAUUCAGUAGUUUCUCUAACCCCCUGAAUCCUGUACCUGCGCCAUUGUAAGUUAGUGACUUGUGUGUAAUCCUUUAGCUGUACCCUACAGUUGGACUUCAGGCUAUAAAGUCCUGACACCAGGCUUGUGGACUGGACGCAGUCAUUCCUGCAACGCUCACAUGAUUUUCCUUUUCUGCGUGCAGUUUAUUUUUAUUUUUGGCUUUUUCUUCAAUCUCACUUCUGGAUGUUUCCUAACGAGUACGAUGUAUAAAUGAUCUAGAAUUGUAAUUUCCCCUCCACUCAAUGUUUUAUUUAUAAAUAUAAAGAAAAAUUGUGGUUCAUACUUUGCAAUGAGCUGUUAUUUCCUCUCCUAACUUAUUCCAGUCUCUCUUUUGCUGCGUAUGUAUUUAAUCUUUAGCUGUGUAUCUGUGGGGUUUCCUUGUAAGUACUGAAUUUCCUGGAUGUAAUUUGGUUAAAGAUUGUACUGUUCUGACAUUGGAGUAUAUAUAUAUUUUUGUUCUAUUUUUUUUUCUUGUUUUAUUACAAGGAAAACUUAUUCCCGUCCGUGUAAACUGGUAACCAGAACAUUUUAAAAAGCAAAACCUUGACGUGUAUGGUAAGGCGCACACCCGCUACUGGGUAUUGGUUACAUAUUUCCAAAUAAAACAUCUCCAAUACA
Pelobates fuscus (common spadefoot toad) is the source of this 1414-nucleotide messenger RNA. It is a transcript of the gene ATP6V0C, whose product is annotated as ATPase H+ transporting V0 subunit c. Gene Ontology annotation, cellular component: proton-transporting V-type ATPase, V0 domain; membrane. Lineage: Eukaryota; Metazoa; Chordata; Amphibia; Anura; Pelobatidae. The record is from RefSeq and is a predicted model, not a curated record. The transcript is spliced from 3 exons. Gene Ontology annotation, molecular function: proton-transporting ATPase activity, rotational mechanism. Gene Ontology annotation, biological process: proton transmembrane transport. Bases 201 to 668 code for a protein of 155 amino acids.